AUGCGCCAAUCGAGAGCUCUCGCCACUGUGUGUGCCUUUGGCACAUCCGUUGCUGGUAUGCCUGGUGACUGGAAGCCGUGGACUGGCAGCCCAAUGCAGCAAGCGCAGGCUCUAUACGUCAUGACGAAUGACGUCUCUGGCAACAAAGUCGUCUCAAUGUCAAUCGGAAGCGAUGGUAGCCUAUCUGCUGGGUCUUCGUUCGCCACGGGAGGCAUCGGCGGCAACUAUGUCAAUGGCACCACCGGCGCACCACAUUUUCCCGAUGCGCUAAGCAGUGCAGAUGCUGUGGUGACGGCCGGAAACAAUGUCUUUGUGGUCAAUGCUGGAUCGAAUACCGUCUCUAUGUUCGCGAUAUCGCCCAGCGAUCCGACCAGUCUGAAAAUGAUUGGUGAACCAGCAUCAUCGAUGGGCGAAUUUCCCACCACCUUAGCUGCAUCUGCAGAGCUCGGUUGUGUUUGUGUUGGCAACACAGGCGCCACCUCUGGAAUCUCCUGCUCAAUGUUCUCGGACGCAGGUCUCGCAGGAUUCGAUACUCUUCGUCCCAUGAAUGUUGGGGAGAGCGUAACUCCACCCACAGGUCCCACGCCUGGUUUUGGCGACCUGUUAUUCUCCGAAGAUGAGACACUGUUGAUUGCCAUGGUGAAAGGCAAUGGUACCGAGUUCACUGGCUAUGCUGCGACAUUUCCUGUUUCUGCUAGUGGCAUGGUCGGGACAACUGCAACCAUGGCAACUCCACCUGGGAGCAAGGCUCUCUUCGGAAUGGCUAACAUCCCAGGCUCAUCCGACCUCGUCUAUGUUUCUGAUGCUGGGUUUGGUGGGCUGACACUAAAUAUCGACAACUUGAACGCACAGCCCGUCGCGGUGACUAACGUCACGGGCCAACAAGCUAGCUGUUGGGCGCAAGUUCAAUCAACCCGAGGCUUCAUCACUGACGCUGCUGUCAAUCGGCUCGUCGAAGCCAGUGUGAACACUGGUGCGAUCACAACUGAGUUUUACCCACCGACCGGCCUCAUGGGAAUGACGGACUUCAGGAUUAGUGGCAACUACCUUUGGGCUCUGAGCGCCAGCAAUGGAAACUAUCCUUCAAGCAUACAGAUUUUUGACAUCAGUGGUGGCCCAGGUUCGAUCAAAUUUGAUUCAGUGUACCAGACGGGGACUGGAUCAAAUACUCAAGGGAUGGCAGUGUGGUAG
Cyphellophora attinorum is the source of this 1191-nucleotide messenger RNA. RefSeq lists its product as uncharacterized. NCBI's taxonomy places the organism in Eukaryota, Fungi, Ascomycota, Eurotiomycetes, Chaetothyriales, Cyphellophoraceae. The coding region runs from base 1 to 1191 and encodes 396 amino acids. The record is from RefSeq and is a predicted model, not a curated record. The transcript has 2 exons. Gene Ontology annotation, molecular function: protein binding.